UAUAUAGCAUAGUAUAUAACAUUUCCGCCUCUGCUCUGCUGCUGCUUCUUGGACCCAAAUCUCUCUCUUUUUCUUCCUUCCGCCCCAUCUUAACAACAUAAUCUUCCAUUCGCCAUUUUUAAACCUCUCUUGUUUGCUUAAGGGGGGGUUAUAGUGGGAAUGGCUGGGACUGCAAGUGAAGAGUCUGGAGUUGGAAGGUCGUUGGAGGGAAUAUCAAGUGCGCAGCAGCGUUGCCAAUCAAGUGAAGCAUUGGCUGAGUGGCGAUCUUCUGAGCAUGUGGAAAAUGGAUCACCAUCGACUUCACCUCCAUACUGGGAUACUGAUGAUGAGGAUGACUGUGGGCCAAAACCUUCUGACUUGUAUGGGAGGUAUACAUGGAAGAUAGAUAAAUUUUCCCAAAUUAACAAGAGGGAACUACGUAGUAAUGCAUUUGAGGUUGGCGGCUACAAAUGGUAUAUAUUGAUUUACCCUCAAGGAUGUGAUGUCUGCAAUCAUCUUUCCUUGUUUCUUUGUGUUGCCAAUCAUGACAAGCUUCUUCCAGGGUGGAGCCACUUUGCACAAUUUACAAUUGCAGUUGUGAACAAGGAUCCAAAGAAAUCUAAGUAUUCUGAUACAUUACACCGGUUCUGGAAAAAGGAGCACGAUUGGGGUUGGAAAAAAUUCAUGGAGUUGUCAAAAGUUUUGGAUGGGUUCAUUGAUGCUGACACUCUCAUAAUCAAAGCUCAAGUCCAAGUCAUAAGGGAAAGAGCAGACCGUCCCUUUCGUUGCCUUGACUGCCAGUAUAGGAGAGAACUUGUUCGUGUAUAUUUAACAAAUGUAGAGCAGAUUUGCCGUCGCUUUGUUGAAGAAAGAAGAAGCAAGCUCGGGAAACUGAUAGAGGAUAAGGCUAGAUGGUCAAGCUUCCGUGCUUUCUGGCUUGGAAUUGAUUCAAAUGCUAGGCACCGCAUGUCCAGGGAGAAAACUGAAUCGGUUCUGAAAAUUAUUGUGAAACAUUUCUUUAUAGAAAAGGAAGUCACAUCUACUUUAGUUAUGGAUUCCUUGCACAGUGGGCUGAAGGCCCUCCAAGGUCCAUCCAAGAAACCCAAGGGGAAAUAUCUGGCUGAUGAAGAACAACCAGUUCCCAUAGUCCGUAUUGAGAAAGACGUAUUUGUUUUGGUGGAAGAUGUCUUGCUACUACUGGAGAGGGCCGCUAUUGAACCAUUGCCGGCAAAUAAUGAGAAAGGUCCCCAGAACCGAACCAAGGAUGGUAGUUCUGGAGAGGACUUCUCUAAAGAUUCAAUUGAGCGUGAUGAAAGGCGGCUGACGGAACUUGGUCGUAGAACUAUUGAUAUAUUCGUCCUAGCUCAUAUCUUCAGCAGUAAAAUUGAAGUUGCGUACCAGGAGGCUGUUGCUUUGAGGAGACAAGAGGAGCUUAUCCGUGAGGAAGAGGCGGCUUGGUUAGCUGAAACUGAGCAGAAAAUGAGACGUGGUAUACCUGAUAAAGACAAAAAAUCAAAAAAAAAGCAGGGGAAACAGAAGCGAAAUAAUCGCAAAGUUAAGGACAAGGGAAGGUAUGAAAAGCCUGAUCUUACAGUAGAAAAUGAGCUCGAAAGUGGAAGAAGUGAGCUCUUAGCUGAGGAGGCUGAACCUGUUGGCCAAACCCAUGCACUUGAAGAUGUUUCUGAUGUCUCAGAUUCAGUAGAUUGCCCUCCUAAACGACUUCAGGAAGAUUCCAGAGAUAGAGAUUCCAGCAUGGUCAAUUGGGAUACUAACACAUCACAAAUGCAUCUAACCACAGAAGCCAACGGCAGUGGAAUUUCAUUUGUACAAAACGGAGAAAGAAAAAGUUCUGCAUUAAUGGAUGAUAGUUCAUCUACAUGCUCAACUGACUCACUCCCAUCAGUGACAGCAAACGGGCCUUGUAAAGGAACUUCACCUAUAAAACAAAACAGCCUAAAAUCACCGUCAAGAGGAAAAUAUCAGAGGGUUAAAGCAAUUGAAGAAGCCACUGGAUGUGCUGCUGAUACUAACAUCCAGCCACCUGAUACUUCUAACGAGGGCUAUGUCAUUUAUAAAUCAGGAAAAUCCAAGGUAGCUAAACCAGAGAAGGGUAUCUUGAACUCGUUACAACACCAGACAAAGUUGACGGAACAGGUGGCAAAGGUGGGAGUUGCAUCUCUGCAAAGGAAAUCGACUGUUAUAGAGGAAGUUGGUGUGGAAAAACCUAUCAAAGGGAAGACACCAGGAAUCCAGUCCUCCUUGAGGAGUCCGGUGAAGAAUCAGUCAUCUGCCGUUCAGCCAACAGCGCAGUUGAAGACUGCUGCAGUCAUUGCUAGAAAUUUAUCAUCUCCGAGUGCUGAAGAUACUGGUAAGUCGACCAUUGCAGAAAAGUUAUCUGAAACUAUAGCUGUUAAAACGGGGAUGCGGAGGCUUACUGAGAAGCCAGUCUCUCAGCUUGUUCCCAACUCAUCUGAGAAGUCAGCUAUUGUGCAAAUGCAAGCCACAACUGUAAAGCCCGUAUCCCAGCAGGUUUUAGUCAAAAUUGAGAAGCCUACUACAGUGCAGCCAGGCAUCUCGAGGCCUUUAAGUGCACCCGUGAUUCCAGGGCCCGAAAAAAGCUCGCCUGCAGUUACAGUGGCCCAAACAGCACAGUCUCUGUCCCGUUCGGUGAGUGCAGCAGGUCGUUUAGGCCCUGAUCCCUCGCCUGCAACUACUAGUCAUGUACCUCAGUCAUAUCGAAAUGCUAUGAUGGGAAACCAUGCUACUGCUAGUUCAGCAGGUUACACUCCUACUCAGUCACCAAAUUUAGCAGCAAAUUUAUCAAAUUCACAACCGUCCUCUGUGAUAUCUGCACCGAUGUAUUCGCCUGAGAGCUCUGAAAGGAUAGACACAAAGUCGGUUAGGUCAAACCUUUCGUUUGGAAUACAGAGUCAUGAUGUGCUUCAGAAUGGCCCUUCGUGGAUAGAUAGCCGUAGAAGGGACAGCAGGAGGAGCAAUUUCGAUUCUCCAAUACACAAUGGGCCUCGAUGGAUGGAAAACCAUCAAAGGGAUACCAGCAGAAGCAUAAACGGAGACCAUUCUUUACGUAGCGACAUUCAAAACUUUGAUAUGGACAAGUCUUUGCAAAACAGAUCUCAAGAUCAGUCUCCUAUUGGAUUUCCUGUUGGCACAUCAGGCCGUCAAAACCCUGGGGUAUUGGCUGAUGAUUUUCCACAUUUGGACAUCAUAAAUGACUUGCUGGAUGAUGAGAUAAUUAUGGCAGCAAGCACAAGUUCUGGCUUUCAGACUUUUAGCAACAGGCCUCACCAUCAGAACCAGCGGCUUACUUUCCCCGGUGAUAUUGGCCUUUCUAAUGAUUUAGGGACCUCCACAAGCUCCCACAUGUUUGAGCAAACUCAAAGUUACCAUGAUGACGAAUAUCAUUAUAAUUACAGCUCUUCUUCUGGUCAGUUCGACUCAAAUAUGUUUCAUCAGGCUAAUUUACAACCUCACCCAGAUGGACACUCUGAUAGGUUCAUGGCAAAUCAAUGGCAGAUGGAUAAUUCUGAUCUAUCAUAUCUAAGCAUGAGAAGUUCAGAAAAUGAUGGUUUCUCGUAUCACAUUCCAGAGUAUUCAAACAUGGUGAGCGGUGUAAAUGGUUAUACUGUAUUCCGGCCUUCCUAGAUAAACCUAACUGUAGUGGAGCUUGUUACAAAUUAGCAAGCUUAUGGCUCUGGUGUAAUGAAUAUGAAUAAUGUAAUUCAAGGAAGAAGCCUUGUUUGUUUUUUCUUUUAUUAGUUUUGGAGGCAGCCAGAUUGUGACUUUUUUCCGCAUGAAACCAAUUUGUAGAGGAUGAUUUUCAGUUUCCGACCUUUCUUUAGGAAAGGCGGAUUAUAAACACACAGAAUUACCUUGA
Molecule: messenger RNA, 3874 nt
Organism: Daucus carota subsp. sativus
Lineage: Eukaryota; Viridiplantae; Streptophyta; Magnoliopsida; Apiales; Apiaceae
Product: TNF receptor-associated factor homolog 1a-like
Exons: 13
Coding region: 160-3642 (1160 amino acids)
Molecular function (GO): protein binding
Source: RefSeq, a predicted model, not a curated record